This is a messenger RNA of Drosophila willistoni, 564 nucleotides long. RefSeq lists its product as uncharacterized. The transcript is spliced from 2 exons. The record is from RefSeq and is a predicted model, not a curated record. NCBI's taxonomy places the organism in Eukaryota, Metazoa, Arthropoda, Insecta, Diptera, Drosophilidae. The coding region runs from base 1 to 564 and encodes 187 amino acids.
AUGGUGAAAAUGCAAGGAUCGUCAAAAGUUGUAAUUAAUCGUUGCAUGGAGUUGUUGCAUCCUCGGAUCGCAGGCGCCCAUCACUUCGAAAAACGUAUUGUGCCUCAGGCUGUCCAUCGUGCCAGUUCGUCCGCCAAUCUGCCCAAGGUGCAGCUAGACAGGGAACGUGAGAAAACCAAAAUCUAUCAGAUAAACAAGCAUCGCUCCAUGUGGGACCAGGAUGACUCGGUUGAGCGUCGACAGAAAAUGGAAGCUAAGUGGCACCAAAGUCGUUUGGAUGAUAUCUUGUAUAAAAAACAGGAUAUAGAACAACGGACCUUUGAUUGUACUUGGGUGAAUUUUCCGGAAGCCAUGGUCGCCAAGCCGAAACGUCAGGUGGAGCGUCCGGAGACCGCCAAGCCAUGUGGUGACGAGGCACGUCAGUUCAUUAGCCAAUGGGACAACAAUAAUGCCAUGGUCAAUCGCAAUCGUUUUGGCCGUGCCGCUCACAAUUGUCCACCACCAAUUAUGACCCGUAGUGCCGUGGACUUGGGGCGCGAUCGUCAGACGCAGUUCUACUACUAA